CCUCCCCACACAGCCAAUCAAAGACCAGCAACAUGGCCAUGCAAACCCCCCAUCCUAGAGUAGACCUUUGUCCACCAGACAAACAACACAAGUGCAUGUCGCAUCUCCAACACAAAGAAAACUCACCCUCAUAAUCACUGUAAGUACUACUACUAGUACAGCUUUCAACAGCUCUCACUACAGACGAUAUAUACAGUAUAUACAGCAUCACACACAUUACAGACUUGGCAUUGCUGAAAUUUGUGCUUUUUGAAAACUUUCUAUAUAUUUUGCCGAUUUCAUCACUAAUUGAUUGUGCUGCAUGCUCAGGAUAACAGAUCAUCUACCAGGAAACUACAGAUCACAUCCCUAAAAAGGAAAUGUCCGCUAAGUCUGCUUAUCAACGUUGGCAUGAAUGGAGGUUGCGUGUGGUAUCUGACUCCAACCAGCAUGAGAGCAUCAAGCAAAGACAGCGGGAACAAAAGAGAAAGGAGAGGGCCCACUUCAAGGAGAAAGCUUCCAACACCCAACUAGAGGCCAAGAGGGCAGCAGAUAGAGAGAGACAGCGUAGACGAAGGGCGAGGCUCAGAGCUGCCAAAGAGAUGGAAGCUGCUACAGGGACCGUUCCUGCAGUUGGUGCAUGCAGUAAACCAAGGGUGGUCCCGCAGGUGAACAGUAACAAAGCACAUUCAAAUUCCAAGUCAAGUCGACCUCCGAUGAAGAUUAGCGUCACAGGACUCAUUUCUGCAAGGAGAGGAAAUCGCUUUCCAGAUAGAUCCACUCCACCUAAAGAACUGCACAUCUGGAACAAUGUGAAUGGACACGUUAACCCACCACUUGGCAGAAUGGAAGCCAAAGUGAGUGAUGUCUUACAGAAGAGCCCUCUUGUCAUGGACACCAAGUUCUUAGGUGAUAUGUUCAUGCCACAAAACAACAACCUGCCAUCAUUCACACCACAUCCUGGACCUCAUGCCCAAAAGUUCCCGGAACAAGAUCAACCUCUUUGCUUGAAGAAGACUGUACCCAGGCUGACUAAGGUUGUAGACAGAGACUUCAAGAGAACUCUCAUAAGUCCUUCAGAUCACCUAAAGAAGGCCAAUGCUUGCUCACCAAACUCUUGGGAUGCUGUCGAUCAAAGUAGUAGAAAGAGGUCACGGAAGCAGUUGCUCCCCCUCAAAUAUGUUGCCUUACACUAGUACCAGAAGUCCAAAACCUCACUUAUAAAAUAUAAACAGUUGCAGACUUGCAGUUGAUUCUAAUUGAUCACAACUCUGUACUAAAUACAUGUACAGUAGGGGUUUAUUCAUUAUGACCCAAAUUCACGAAGAGGGUUAAAUUUAACCCAUGGUUAAAAUCCUCAUCUAAAUAAUCCCAUGGUUUAGUAUUAGCACAAAUUAAGCGUACCUUGCCUUACACGCGUCUAAUAUUAGACCUCUGACUGUGUCGCGCUUAUUUUGCGCUAAUUCUUGACCUUGGAUUAUGUAAAUGAGGAUUUUAUAAACCAUGGGAUAAAUUUAAACCUUCUUUGUGAAUUAAUUAGGGCCUGUAAGUUUGCAAUUGAUUGGAGGACUUGUGAUCAAUCUGGAUCAAUUGGAACUCUUUAAAUCAUGAAGUCUUUGAAAUGCCUUAGGUUUAUCGUUAGGUUAUUUAACAUUUGCUACAGCCACAAUUCUUUUAUUGUUCCAUGUUUUAUUUUGUCAAACAUAAAGAAUUACGGUUAGAGUUAGGGUUACAUUUGGGAUUUUGUUUAGGGUAAGACUGGUGUUUGGUUCGGGGUUGAAGUUUUAGAAUUCAGUUAGCAUCUUUAUACAUGUACAUGUAGGUAAUUGUCCACAGAGCAACCAAGCGAACAUUGCUGCAGGGUGCCAACGAAGGCUAAUGCAUAUUUGAUGUGUAGAUACAUGUAUAUGAUUUUCAAUGUUCUACAACAACAAAAGAGUUUUGUAAGCUCCAAAGUCCAAACAUGCUUCUUGAUCAAAUAUUUACUUUUUCAGUUUUUUUAGCCAUAUUGUAAACAACAACUAUUUUCAACAUUUAAACCUUUACAAAAUUGGUGGGGUAUACAGUGAAUUUACACUUUUUCACAAACAUUUUGCAUCCUCAAUGUUUGUUAUUUACUUGUACUUUUAUGUAUUCAGUAAUGUACCCUGAAAUAAUGUGUAUGACAUGGAUAUCUCAUAAAUUCUGUUCUUCCUGCAAAUAAUACAGGUGACUUACUUUGUCCAUGUUAAUUGGUUAGGUGAAUUAAAAGAAAUUCUUAAAAAUUAUUUUCUUAUAACUUGUAGGCUCUUACAAAGGAGAGAGCCCCCCCCCCCCCCCCAUGUUGCCACUUGAGAUAUACUGGGGAGAAAGUUGCAUUAUCAACUAAAAUCCUGAAGUUUUUAAGAUCACUAGUUAAUCAAAAUUGGCCCGGCAAUAAUUCCCUUUGCAAUGCUACUCAUACAUGAAUGCAUAUGGAGUAUUGUAUAGGCCUCCCGUAAGUUGACUUCUACAAUUUUUACAUGUAUUUUUACAAUUUUUACAUGAAAAAGAAAAAUCAUCAUAAAUAAGAUAAAAUCAUUUUUAAGUGCAUGGUAAAAAAAAAAUAUCACAGGUAUUUUCCACUAUUAAUUUUUUCAUUCAUUUAUGGUCUUAUACUGUCACACCAGGAGAAUUUGCAAGUGAACUAUAUUCAUGAAGUUUUAUGCCAAAAAAUGUAAGAAUCACAACAUGAAUAUUUGUAAAUUUGCGUAAGGUUCUUGCCGCAAAAAUGGCUAUAGUAUAGGCCUAUAUUUUAUAAUAAUGACUUUGACUUGCGUUUACCUUCUUCCUGCAAAGUCUGCUGGUUAUACAGUUACCGUACUUAUUUAGGAUAAUUUAGCGACAUGUAUGAUGUAUGAUUCUUUGAUCACCUUGUUAAUAGUAAUUAAGUACAGAUAUCAAGCUACCUGUACAUGUACAUGUACUGUAUGUGCACUAUGUCUGGUUUCAUUACUUGAAAAUGUGUAUUUUUUCUUCUAAAUGACCUCCUAUUUUUCCAUGAUGUCUAGGAUGAUGCAAAGUUUGCAGACAUCUCAUUAAACAAUGAAAGUUAAUUUCAA
Strongylocentrotus purpuratus (purple sea urchin) is the source of this 3059-nucleotide messenger RNA. RefSeq lists its product as uncharacterized. NCBI's taxonomy places the organism in Eukaryota, Metazoa, Echinodermata, Echinoidea, Camarodonta, Strongylocentrotidae. The coding region runs from base 360 to 1175 and encodes 271 amino acids. The transcript has 2 exons. The record is from RefSeq and is a predicted model, not a curated record.